Messenger RNA from Pieris rapae (cabbage white), 696 nucleotides. RefSeq names its product RNA-binding protein 8A (gene tsu). The transcript is spliced from 6 exons. Gene Ontology annotation, biological process: RNA splicing. Gene Ontology annotation, molecular function: mRNA binding. Lineage: Eukaryota; Metazoa; Arthropoda; Insecta; Lepidoptera; Pieridae. The record is from RefSeq and is a predicted model, not a curated record. Bases 127 to 621 code for a protein of 164 amino acids. Gene Ontology annotation, cellular component: nucleus; cytoplasm; exon-exon junction complex.
CGUUGUUAUAUAGUUUCUACUUUCUACGCUUUCAAAAUGUUUUUCUAGUCUGUGGUUGUUUGAUGUUUCAUGUUUGUGCUGAUUCUGAUUUUAUUGAGUUCUAUUUUUUGAUUAUUAAAUCGUAUAAUGGCAGAUGUUUUGGACAUCGAAAAUUCCGAAGAAUUUGAGGUCGAUGAAGAUGGUGAACAGGGAAUUGCAAGAUUAAAGGAGAAAGCAAGAAAACGUAAAGGUCGUGGUUUUGGUUCAGAAACUGGCGGAGGUACUGAGAGGGGUAAUCGUGGAAGAUAUGACAGCUUAGCACCUGAAGGUGAUGGCAAUACACCUGGUCCACAAAGAUCUGUAGAGGGUUGGAUUCUAUUUGUGAGCAAUGUUCAUGAAGAAGCACAAGAAGAGGACAUUCAGAAUCAGUUUUCAGAAUUCGGAGACAUAAAGAAUAUACAUUUGAAUUUAGAUAGACGGACUGGUUUUCUCAAAGGAUAUGCUCUUGUUGAAUAUGAGACUUAUAAGCAAGCUGCUAGUGCCCGUGAAGCGCUAGAUGGUACAGAUAUCCUUGGCCAGACAAUUUCUGUUGACUGGUGCUUUGUAAAAGGACCUACAAAGGGGCAUAAAAAACGACGAUAGUUGUAAUUCUAAACAGGCUUGAGCAAUUGAGUGGACUUACUUGAACAAAUAGAAGUUGUCUUUGCUAAAAAUAAA